This is a messenger RNA of Aspergillus pseudotamarii, 1043 nucleotides long. RefSeq lists its product as uncharacterized. NCBI's taxonomy places the organism in Eukaryota, Fungi, Ascomycota, Eurotiomycetes, Eurotiales, Aspergillaceae. The record is from RefSeq and is a predicted model, not a curated record. The transcript has a single exon. Bases 243 to 722 code for a protein of 159 amino acids.
GGACUUCUAACUACACACCAGAAUACAUACUAUCCUCCAUGGAGAUAUAGUCACUUGCUAACCAUAUAUCGAGUCUUGCCGCAAUUUGCUUCACCCAUCCCAACGAAGAGGCCUUCCCAGCAUCCCAAACGGUAUUGGGAGCAUUUCGACGUCGUGUCUCCACCGAAUUUUCGUAAGCAACUAUAGCCUGGUAUAAAUACCCUUGUGCCUCCAGUACAUUACCUAGGAGAAGGAAGCUCAGCAUGGCAUCGAGAUUUAGCUGUCGUGCCUCAGAGAAAUCGAAUUCAUUUCCAAGGCGAUAUACCCGCAUACAUAAAUGCCUUACCAAAGACUCUAUCUCUGGAUAUCUUUGCUCCCGAAAGAGAGACCUCAUAGCGGUAUGCCAAAGGGUAAACGUCUCAUGGCUAUAUUCACCUAGCUCUCUGUCUGCCUCGCCCAAAUUGUACGUGAUCUUCCCCCAGUCCUUCUCUUUGAAAAAGUUCAAUCCAACUGGGCCGAGCCUAGAACAAAAGCUGCUGGAAAGACUUGAAAUUGCCCGGUUGGCUGAGUGCUCUGAACUCAAAAGCAAGGUGGACGAAUGUCAGAAAUUUGUUGCCAUGGGGAUUCGCAGGUGGUCCACGGCAUCCUUUCUUUCUCGAAGGUUCUUGAUGAUACCGUGUUCCUUCAGCAGGCGUUUUAGCUGGUCAAUGCGGAUAAACCUGUUAGAAUCGCUGACAGAAUAGGUUCAUCGCACACUGAUCACAUACGUGAGCGGCGGCUCAACUCCCAAUUGACGUUGUCCCCGGUGAAGGUACUGUUGGAUUUUGGGGAGCACUCAGCCUUCGAUCAAGUCAAGUCGUAUAAUUUCCCAGCGGCGAUCGUUAAGAAGUUUGACAGUUGCUCGAGUUUGUGACGGUAAAUCUCAAGGAGGGAAAGUCCAUAUUAUCUUUAUUAUCUCUGUGGAUUGUUUUCAUGGUUCUGAGUUCUCAUUACGAAUGGUUAUCAAUACGAAUUGUUUGUAUUUAUGUUGGUGGUGUGACUGGUGUUGUUGACAUCCUUUGCUU